This is a messenger RNA of Lachancea nothofagi CBS 11611, 2244 nucleotides long. Lineage: Eukaryota; Fungi; Ascomycota; Saccharomycetes; Saccharomycetales; Saccharomycetaceae. The record is from the annotation of a GenBank genome assembly.
AUGACUCAAAGCGCCAAAAAUAUGCUCGUACAUCGAGCUCGAUUUAUGGAGCUCAAUGGUGCUAACAUAACGGCGCUGGCAUUUUCGCACGUCUCGAAGCUAGACAAAAGAACACCUUCGGAUUUGAGAUUGGCAUUAGGUAGAUCUAAUGGUGACUUGGAAAUUUGGAAUCCUCGCAACGGUUGGUGCCAAGAGCUCGUCAUACAAGGCGGCAAAGACCGCACGAUUGAAGGUCUAGUUUGGAGUAACGUGCCUGGUGAGUCGCUAAGGCUCUUCUCUAUAGGUGGCUCUACAGUGGUCACGGAAUGGGACUUGAAGACGGGACUUGCUUUGAAAAAUUACGAUUGUAAUGCGGGCGUGAUCUGGUCUUUGGCAUUGAGCAGCUCUCAAACGAAACUAGCUGUAGGUUGCGACAACGGCUGCGUUGUUGUCAUCGACAUUUCGGGCGGUUCUGGAGUCAUGGAACAUGAAGCCGUUUUGCAAAGACAAGACUCCAGAGUUCUAUCAGUAUCUUGGAAGGAAGAUGAGUUCGUCAUUGGUGGCUGUGCUGACGGUAGAAUCAGAGUUUGGAGUGCAUCAAAGAAUGAUGAAAUGAGAAGCCGCAUCAUACAAACAAUGAAGGUUGAUAAAUCAAAAAAGGAAUCCACACUGGUCUGGAGUAUCAUUUAUUUACCUAAACUCAAUCAGAUUGUGUCUGGUGACUCCACUGGAUCUGUCAAGGUUUGGGAUCUUCAGUACGCUACCCUCACCCAGACUUUCAAAACACAUGAAGCAGAUGUGUUGUGUUUGACAACUGAUGAAACCAACACUAAAGUUUUCAGUGCUGGUGUAGAUCGUAAAAUCUAUCAAUACACCUUAUCACCCGUGACAUCACCAAAGAAAAGUUUCAAAUGGGCCGUGGCUUCAAAUAGGUUGCUCCACUCCAAUGAUGUAAGAACAAUGACUUCAUACCAAUCGAAAGGCGCCGACUUUCUAGUCUCAGGCGGUGUUGAAAAAAACUUAAUCAUAAGCUCCGUAUCUACAUUUUCGGACGGUAAUUACACGAAGAUCUCUUACGCAAUGCCAUUCCACAAAAAUGUUCUUAUCAACAAGGAACAGCGCUUGUGUAUCAUGUGGCAGCAUUCCACAGUCAAGAUUUGGACUAUUGGAGGGGAAACAAAUAGUGACACGAACUAUAGACUGGUUUGCAAAUUGUCAUUGAAAGAUGAGCAAAACAUAACCACCUGCGCUCUGUCCCCUGAUGGACAAGUCCUGGUAGUUGCAAGACCAAAUGCUACCAAACUGUUCCAUUUACAACCCACAAAUGGUAAACUCAAGGUGACGAAAUUGGAUAACGAUUUUUUGCUAAAAACUGGAACCAAACACGUUCGGUUUAGCGAUAACUCGCAUGUAAUUAUUGUUUCCGCCAAAAAUGAAGUACUCCUCUUUGACCUUGAAGAUGACGAUGCAGAUGAAAAGCCCACAGAAAUUCAACUUCCAGAACUAACGGAAAAUAAGUCGGCUGCCAAGCUCCCUCAUACCACCUCUAUUAAUCACCUCGACGUUAGUGGCUCGUUUGUCGUAAUAACUCGCCUAUGUGGGGCUGUAGACUUGAUCAAUCUAAUUGACAAUUCUGUGAUUCCCAUCGCUCGUUUGAUGAAUCUCAUCACUGCCAUACACAUCAGUAAGAGAGAUACUGUCGUGCUCACAACAGCAGAUAAUAAGAUACUCGAAUUUUCAAUCAAAGAAACCGAAGAAGCUAGCAUAGGGACCAUGUCCGACUGGUGCAAGAAAAACAAAGAUGUCCUUCCAAAGGACUUCGAGCAUAUGAAAGGAAAGUGCUUGGGAAUUUUCAGCGGAAGUGCUGCCGAUGAUAGAAUGUGGUUCUGGGGAUUCAACUAUCUGGCGACUUUUGAUAUGUCGCAGGACUUGCCUGUAAAUACCAGAAAAAGGCCAAAGAAGCACAGAAUUGACGGGAAUACUGUCACGGAUGGGAACAAUUUUAUAGACGCGGGCGAAGAAGACGACGACGACGACGAAGAAGAACUAGCAGAUGCGCAGUCAUUUAUGAGAGACAGGUUAACCAGCGAUGAUACGACAAACCGUACUAGCAAAGACGGCAAGGCUUUUUUCAUCACCGAGAAAUACAAAUCCAUACUCAUGGCUGAAGAUUUGUCGGAUCAUGAGAUUAUAGUAGUAGAGAACCCAUUUGCUUCAAAAACAUUUUCAUUGGCGGCUUUUGAUUUGCCUAAAAUAAUACUUUAG